This is a messenger RNA of Suillus subaureus, 789 nucleotides long. RefSeq lists its product as uncharacterized. Lineage: Eukaryota; Fungi; Basidiomycota; Agaricomycetes; Boletales; Suillaceae. The coding region runs from base 1 to 789 and encodes 262 amino acids. The transcript has 2 exons. The record is from RefSeq and is a predicted model, not a curated record.
AUGUCUUGGUUGAAAGCUAAAGACUGGGCAUCGGGUGUGGAAUACUCCAACCUAUUUCACUCAGGUCUGCGAGCUAUCUCCCUCCGCUCCCUCAUAGGCACUCGAACACGGGCUCAGUCUACAGCCCCGAUUCCUUCACCACAAAAGACGAAGCGGAGAUACUCUCUCUCUUUGUCAUCUUGUCUGCUCAGGCGAAAUACCUCAACUAAGAGUCCUCCCACAUCCAAAUCUAGUCUGUCCCCGCCUUGUACAGGAAAGGGAGUGCGUCCACGACCGUCGUCUAUGUUCGUACGUCCCACUAAGGAGCUGAGUGAACUCUGGGAAAAGGGUGGGAGCUUUUUUGAUGACAUCGGUAAUGGAGCUGAUGGUUUACUUUUGCCCAUCGUGGACUUAGAAGAUCCGUUUUCUUCAUCGCCUCAGUCAAGAUCGUUUUAUGUGAAUCUAGGGGACCCAUCGCCUCUUCCACCCAAAGAAGAAUCUUUCCUCUCUUUGUCAAAUGAACUGGAUAUCCCCUAUCGACAACCCCGUCGCCAGCGUCCGCUCUCUACCCCAAUUAUGCCUCUGCCUUCUUGUAGGUUUUCUGGGCACUACUGGCGCGAGCGCAGGGAACGUAUCGAUCCUGCUUGGAUGCUGGAAGAGUCAAGUCCAGAGUUGGAGGCACAAGACGAUGGAGGGAAUGCUGAUGUCACAGAAAUAAAUCUUGACGGCGUGUCGGAUUGGCGCCAGUUCCACGUUGAUUGGCUCCAAAACGAGCCUGCUGUGCAGUUGACUACCGAUUUAGAGAUCUAA